GGAGUCAAACUAUAAGCACCAAAUAACCCAAUAUCAGACUUGCACCUCAUAUACUCUUGUUUCCAUGUGAGUUGUGCUGUGACUUUUGAAUGCUAUUUAUCAAUUCCAAAAAAUGAUUUUCGAGCCAACUGCAGAACAAUUUCCAAGUCGCCUCCACGAAUAAAUGAUUGAAAAGGAUACACAGAACAGUCGUCUCGAUUUAACCAACGUGGCUCCGCCUGCCACAUGGACGGCUCUAUACGAACUGGCUCUAGCGGGGUCACUGGCAGCGAUAGGAGUGGUAUGAGCAGGGCAGAAAGAUUCGAAGAUGAGAAGAGACGAAUUAUCGAAAGCUGUUUUGGGAAAAAGGAUCCAGAUGGCUCCUUAUUGGAAUCAUACAUCACACACAUUAGAAUCAUCGAGGAUGCUGCCUAUCCCUCUACACCCCCUCCUUUAAACGCAAAUCCAGAUGCCAAAAAGCCUCGUCUUAUAAUUGUUGCAGUGCGCAAAUCUGGACGAGUCCGCAUGCACAAAGCUAGAGAGAAUGCGAACGGGAGCUUUUCAAUAGGCAAAACUUGGAUGCUCGAUGAUCUAUCUGCGGUAGAGUCUUUCAGUGGAGCAGUGCCCGCGAACGCUGAGGAAGAGCAACGCAAGCAAUGGGCCGGCGGAAUGGGAUUUAUUGUAACAAUUGGAAAGCCCUAUUAUUGGCAAGCCAAUACUCAAAAAGAAAAGCAAUUCUUCAUCGCAAGCUUGGUCAAGAUUUACACGAAAUAUACUGGUGGAAAGGCGCCAGAACUUAUUGGGUUCGACUCUAGGGAAAGGGAACAAUUGUCUGGUAUUUCCUCUGCUGCACGACCACAACAACCUCCCCCCCAAGAGAUGCGGCGGCCCUCACAACCCCAGCAACCAUCCUCUUCCGCAUCUUCUCCUUAUGAACAGAAUCAAAGUCGACCGUUCAAGCGCGAACCAUCCCGAGAGCCUGUACUUCGUAGCCAACCUAGCCGAGAUGCUAUGCAACGCCCACCAGGUCAAAUGCCGCCCAAUGCUGGUCCAGCUUUUCCACAACAAAAUUCCAGACCUCCUAUGCGACCACAGCGCGAUGUUUCGCCGAACCCCAGUGCUAAGCUACCUGGUGUUACACCUAAGCAGAGUCAAGCAAGUCUUCGUAGAUUGGAGGGGGCUAAUCCAAGCCAGGAAUCUUUUGGGCGCAGUGACGACAGCAGCAGCUUACCACCUCGCUCACGCGGCGGUACCAAUGGGUUACCUAACGCACCUGGUCGCUUCCCUGAUAGAAGUGUAACGCCAAACUCCCAACGCGGUCCUCCUGAUGCUGGAUUUCCGAGCCCGAAACGAGACAGGUCAGCGGAUGCGCCGCCAAUGCCUGCUCCACUAACGAUACCACCGGAGAGACGUCGGCCGCCGAUGCCAAAUAUUGGAGAUGCAUCUCGGUUGCGUGGUGCAGAUUCAAUGGAUAAUAUCGUGCCGGCGCCAUUAGCUAGUCCUGGUAUGCGGAGAGAUGAUAUGCGCCCUCCUACCCGGAGUAGCGAACGAUCGAUACCUCGCGAACGAGAUACCAAUGGAAAUGGUAGCAUAGAUAGCAAGCUUACAGAGCCAGCAGCAUUGGAAAUACCCCGCGAUGAUAUGGGAGACAGCAGCAAGAAUGAGCCUCCGCCAGUUCCUAAACCUGCGCCAGCUGUGACUUCUCCCGUCUCUCCUAUUGCUUCACCUACUAGCCCCAUUUCACCAUCAGCAGAGGAUCAAGAGGAUGAGGAACUGCGCCCAGGCCUAGGACCAAUGAUCAAAAAGAAAUCUAAGGGUGACAUUGCUACUACCUUCCUCAGGGCUGCUAAAAAUGCAAACGGAUUUAAGCCUCGUGCUGGUGGUGCUGCCGAACGUCUUAGAGAAGCAGCGCUGGCAGCGAAAUCUCCAAACGGCCCUGAUGGCAUAACCGGUGUGGUCCCAGCACCUUCCUUGCUCCGGGCAUUAAGUAGUGAUAGUGCAACUACAGUCAAUGCUACCCCUGCUACUGUGCCUGCUACUGUACCUGCUGCUGUGCCUGCUGCUAUGCCCGAAGUCCUAUCUCCUCCAGUUGAAGCCCUUCCAGAGAAGUCAGCGGCACGUAAAGCUAAUCCUGAGGUUGUUCCAGAAGUCAAGAUCACAGUCCCUGAUAAGGAUAUACCUGGUACUGUUGAAGGUCCUCCAAAGACAUCCGACCCAGGAUCACUCGACAAGCCGAAGGCUCGCGAACCUAGACGACCAAAAUCUGCUUCCGAGGCAAUGCAGAAAGAGUUAGCGUCUUUGGGUAUUGACCCAAGUUUCUUGGAUGGUCGAGGCUCUGAUCUUGUCAAUGCUUGGGAUGAGUUUGGAUGGGUAGGAGAAGGUGUUCAUACAAAAGUUAUCGAUACUUUGAAAGAUGAUGUUGAGCGAGAGCUCAACAAGGUUCAAGCUGGAGGCUGGCUAAACCGAUUAGAAGAGGAGGAUGAGCGAGUUGAAGCGAUCAAAAGAGGACUGGAUACGUGUAUGGAUGAAUGUGACGAACUUGAUGGUUUGCUCACAUUGUAUCUUGUGGAGCUUGGCACGCUCAACGAGGAUAUCGCCUACAUCGAAGCCCAGUCACAAGGUCUGCAAGUACAAACAGCCAAUCAAAAGCUCUUGCAGGUUGAGCUUCAAUCUUUAUUGGAUACGAUAUCGAUUUCAUCAUCACAGCUUGAUUGCCUCAAGACAGCAUCGCUAGAGCGACCUCAUGAUCUCGAGUCGAUCGAAAAAUCCUUGGUUGUAUUGUUCAAAGCUAUGGUCACUAUUGAUCCCUCACUCAGUAUUUCUGGUCCUAGAAGAAGCGAAGAUGGUAGUGUUCGUUCUGGGAAAACUGGAGGUUUCGGCAAUAGCGAAAUCGGAAGCAUGCGAGUCCUACAAGAGAAAAAAGAUGUAUACCGAGUUACGAGCGUUGAAUUUCUUCAACGUUUAUAUUCCUUCUUGCAAAUGAAAUUCCGCGCUGCAAUCGACGAAACGAGGAAAGCUUUAGACCGAGAAAAGGGUGGCAAUAUCACCAGAGCAGCCGGAAAGGGAAAACUUGAUCCACGCCAUCACGAUCUUUCCAGAAAUAUACUUUGGAGAUACAGUCCACUGAUGUUAUUCGCUAGAGAAGUUGCCCCUGAUGAAUGGGAGAGGUUUUUGCUGGAUUACGAGUCUUCAUGCAAACCUUUGUACCAGGACGAGUUCAGGGACGCUGUUUUUGCCUGGAAGCGGGUCGCUAGGAAAGCACAUGGGGAUGAAUCUGACAUUUUGUUCACAUCACAAACCGAAAAACAGACCGAAGGCCUCGCAACCACGACAGCCAGAAAACUGACUGUAAAGAGGAGUCAGACAUUAGCAAAAAUACGAUCUCCAAUUGGCGAUGGAGGCAACAAAUCCAGCUCAGAUAAGGCAGAUGGUCGACUACCUCCAAAUGAGGUAUUUACGGGAGCUCUAGAUGAAAUGAUUCCAAUCAUGAGCAUGGAGCAAAAUUUUAUCGUAGAAUUUUUCCACAUCACAUCACUAGAGCAACACGAUUUUGCAGAUUCCAUCGCUGCUGCACCACCAGACUUGCGACGAGGCGGUGACUUGAGGAGGCCGAAAGUUAUGGACCCGAACCGGAUCUUGGCAAAACGUGUCGUACAAACCAUGGAAGAGAUUUACGCUUUCUGGGCUGGCGAUAUGCAAGCACUCGUAGACUGGUCCCUUCAAUCUGAUCCAUUGCAAGGUGUCGGAAUACUCGUUUCAAUUGAGCGCAAGCUUGUUGACCUCGAGGAAUCUAGCCAGGAAUACCUGGCACGCACACUUCAAAAACUGCAUGCUCGUUUGCUGGGUCUAUUCAACAAAUUUCUCGAUGAGCAAAUACGUGCCAUUGAAGACACCAAAGUCAAAAUAAAGAAGCGAAAGGGUGUUAUUGGCUUCAUAAGGAUAUUUCCUUCAUUCUCGCUAGCGAUAGAAACGAUGCUAAUGUCCGCUGAUGGUCUCGAAGUUCGACAAAUCGUAAACAAUGCAUAUUCGCGAUUGAACAAAACCAUGUUUGAGUCUCUAAAAGUCAUCGCAAGAGAGAACCCAAGUGCCCAAACUGCAGGUGCAGAUCCGGAAGACAAGGAAGCCCUCAAUUAUCAGAUUCUACUCAUCGAAAAUAUGAACCACUACCUUGAAGAAGUGGAUGUCCGCUCCAAUCCUGUACUUGAAGAAUGGCGAGAAAAUGCUAGCCAAGAGAUGGAUGAACAUAUGACAUUGUAUCUUGGUGCUGUGAUUCGAAGACCUUUAGGAAAGCUUCUCGAUUUCUUAGAAAGCACUGAGAGUCUUAUGCUUUCAAGACAACCUGGUGAAUCGGCGUCGAGAAUUUCGGCAAUGCCUAGUCACUCCAAAUCAACUUUCAAGAAAAUCCUUGCUGGUUAUGACGCUAAGGAAAUUAGAAAAGGUAUUGAAACUCUCAAGAAGCGAGUCGAAAAACAUUUCGGCGAUGCGGAUGAUCCAGGACUCAGUCGAGAGCUUGUCAUUAAGGUGCACCAGCAAUGCGAGAGGUUGUACGAAAGAGUAGACGACAGAAUUUUGACAAUCAGCAGAGAUGUUUACGAUGGAGAAAUUAUUGCUGAAUGGACUAGAGCCGAUAUCUCUACAGCAUUUAGAAAGUAGGUGUCGUUACGAAGGGAUCGAAAUUCUUCUAUUCUAAUUUCAUCGAAUAUAAAAUUUCAGUGGGAUACAAUAUGAGCGAAACAUAUGAUUAAAAUGGGCGUUUCGAGGAGGGUGCAGGUAGUCAUUACCGUGGCCGCAACAAACCUUGUAAUUCUAGGGGAUAUACCAUGAGCUUGAAGAAUGAAGAGCAAAAAUAAUCAAUUUUCAAUAGCUGGCUAGAUUGCUGUUUACCCA
Messenger RNA from Botrytis cinerea B05.10, 4866 nucleotides. RefSeq names its product Bcsec3 (gene Bcsec3). Gene Ontology annotation, molecular function: phosphatidylinositol-4,5-bisphosphate binding. Lineage: Eukaryota; Fungi; Ascomycota; Leotiomycetes; Helotiales; Sclerotiniaceae. The coding region runs from base 226 to 4632 and encodes 1468 amino acids. The record is from RefSeq and is a predicted model, not a curated record. Gene Ontology annotation, biological process: Golgi to plasma membrane transport; exocytosis. The transcript has 4 exons. Gene Ontology annotation, cellular component: exocyst; plasma membrane.